UCUCGUUAAAAGGAGAGACUGACGCUCCUAUUCCCGCGACAUCAUCAUCCCACACUAGUGGAGCUCCACGGUGUGCGAUGUGAUGAUGCUCAGUCCUGCACAGUAGCAGCUACAGGAGGCGUGCUUGUCCCUGCCACAGGAGCACAGGAGGAGGACUGGAGCAGAGGCCAGCAGCCGUUUACCGGGCACUUAACACAUUGUAAAACAGAGCGCUUUUUGGGGGGUGCUCUGUCCACCCACUCUUCCGAGCAAUGGCAUCCACGGAUCUAGCAAAGGGAGCGCGUUGAAGCUCUGAGUGAUGCAGUCUCUGUUCGGUGGAGGGGAGCUAGGGCUGCUGGGAGGAGGCGGCGACGCAGGGGGCCUGAAAGAGGAUGGCUGUGGCAGUGUGGCGUGGCACUCCUCCACCCUGCCCCCCGACGAUGUCUACUCAGCCUCCCACUUUGCCCUUAUCACCGCCUAUCAGGACAUCAAGACGAGGCUGGGCUGCCUGGAGCGGGAGAACAGCAGUAUCAAGAGGAAGCUCAAGAUCUAUGAGAUCAAGUUCCCUAUGAUCAGCGAGUUUGGGGAGAACACUAACUCCUACUGCUCCUUUGAGAGCAAGGAGACGGCGCUUCUGCACUCAGAAAAUGGCAACCUGCAGCAGAGAGUCAACGUCCUGACCCAUGAGCUCCAGAAGAGAAAGGAGAGAGAGGAGCAGCUGGAGGAUGUAAUCCAGGCCUACGAGAAGAUUCACAUGGAGAAGAACAACCUCCAGAGGGAUCUCGACAAGAUGACUAACCUGGUGGAGAAGCAUGUUGAGCGUAUCCUGGGCCUGGAGUCGGCUCUGAGGCAGAGGGACAACUCCCUGCAGAAACUCAACAUGCAGCUGCACAGCAAAGACAUGCAGUACCUGCAGCUGCACGCUGGCCCAGACACACACAUGCUGGAUUGUCCAGCCUUGACCCUUCAGAGCUCCCGCAGCCUGGACACCCUGUCCGACCUGAAGCUGCAGCGUCUGGAGGCGGAGCUUGAGGGGGCACGGCACGAAGCCCAGGGGGCGUGUCAGAGAGAAGAAGAGCUGAAAGGGGAGUGUGAGAGACUGAAGGAGGACAUGAGGAUGCUGCAGAACAGCCAGAGGGACAGGGAAAUGACUUCUCCGUGCAAGCAGUGUGAUGUGGAGUGGAUAAAGAAGGUGGGAGAUGAGCAGGUGAAUUUGGCUCUGGCCUACACAGAGUUAACAGAGGAGCUGGGACGCCUCCAAGCACUGAGCUCCAAGCAGACGGAGAUCCUGAGGAAAGCCUCGCAGGAGCAGGCUAGUCCAGUCCAGCGUCACUCUCCCAUCCACCACCAGCGCCACUCUCCAGUCUCUCAGCGCCACUCACCUAUCUCACAGCGCCAUUCUCCAGUCCCACCUCUGCCACACCACUCCCCAAUCCAACAGAGACGCUCCCCGGUGCUGCAGCGCCUCUCCCCAGACAUGCACCGCCGCUCACCCCUGCUGGACGUCAAUAACGGACCGGCCUCUUACUCCUGCCGCCCACCCAGUCACCACCUGAGGGCUAGCUUCCAGGGCCGUCGCAGUUACUCUGAGGUUGCCGACCCCUCCGCUUACCAGUGCCCAACCCGCUUCUCACUGGACCCUGUCUCCACCCUGCCUAAGCCCCGGCCCUACAUUGAGGGCUACCCAAAACAGCAGUCCCAACAUGUGGGCUCACCUCAUGGUGGACUGCAGCACAGAGGAUCCCCAUCCCCCCAUCAAGGUGGUGCAGGAGGGGAUGGGGGUCUCGGAGAGAGCUCAAUGCGCCACUCAAGAGAGAUGCCAUUCCCACUGUCUGAGGUAGCCCACCUCCAUUAUGAGCCCCCUCCUCCAUCCACACCAGCCCCUCAACCCCCACAGUCAUCUGAAGACGAGGAAGAAUGGACCUGCCCGCAUCCCAUCAGCCCACCUCGGACACUGGGCGUGCUCUCUUCUGCAGUGCCCAGUGGCGUCAUGAGAGGCCCAGCAUCCUGCUCAGCCUUUCCCAUCCCUCAGAGGCCUAACACCCUCAGCUGCCACCCGCAGCCCGGGUACAUGUCAGCAGAGCAUGCUCAGUCCUGGCCUUCCAUCAAUCUCUGGAUGGAGACCGAGGAGAGUGACAUGCGGAGCUGCCCUCUCUGCCAGCUGAUAUUCCCUGUCGGUUACCCUGAUGAUGCCCUCAUCAAGCACAUUGACUCCCACCUGGAGAACAGCAAGAUCUGAUUGCCAUGGCAACCAGCCCUGCACACAUCUGCGCUCUCCUCUUAUAGAUUAUGUAAGAGACUGGCAGACGCAGCCAAAGGGAAAGUCAAACGUAGAAUCACAGGCGAUCCAUGAACAAGUCAGCUAUGUGUGAUAAGCUAUAGAUAGGGAUGCAAAAUGGGCGCAGUGGCCUGUUAUAUUUGGGAAGUAUUUAAACAUGGGUCUGUCUUGGACUUGUCCAUAUGCAGAGCCCUUUACAGAUCGCCCUUAAGACAGCUCUGCCUGUAUAAUCCCUGACUCUGGUUGCUGCUGUUUUUGUUAUGAGUCUUGUUGUGUGGUUUCAGACAGUUUCAGGUGUUGUGUCGUUGUUCGCUUCACAGUGUAGUACACUUUGAUUUAGCAAAGUAAGCCAAAGACGAGGUAUGAGAGGCAGGCUGAAAGGUUCAGGCGCUCUGCAUGUAAAAAAGUUAGUUUCAGUGUUUAUCGGUAAAUGAUCAGGGAGAUCUGAGGCGUCUUUUAUAAAAACAGACCACUCUCACCACUUAGCUUUAAAUAUUGUACACCUGCUUGGAUUUUCUAUCUCACACACAUACUACAGUAUAUUUUCGCAGAGGAUUCUGUGCAGUAAGUGCCAAGGACAGUUAUUUGGUAGAAGAUGGCUUAUUGAAAUGACAGAUAUACAAAGUCAUAUGGGACGGUGAUUAGUCAUAAGUAGGGAUUUUAAGAUUUUGAUGCUGAGGUAAGAGAGAAUGACACUGUGAAGGAAUUCUGACUGAUAGUCAGUCGAUCAGUGUUUGAUGCCAGUUUGCUUUCACUUCCCUAAAAUGAGGAAGUGUGUUUCCAAGGCAGUUAAGAAAGUAUAAAACAUUCCAGUCUCACAUUUCAUCUACUGACAAACCAACUGACAAGCUGGGGAAUAUGAAUGUGAAAGUAUGUUUGGAUAACCUGAAGACGGUUUUACCCAAAUAGAGUUAUGAAGAUGCCCUGCAGGGCAGGGCACUGAUGUUUUUGAGUCUUCUCUACAAUUGGAGGGACAUUUUUUGUCAGAAUAUACCUUUUAUGCUUGCGGCCUGUUAAAAAAAAAUCUGAGUAUCUUAGCACUUUAGCCUAUACAAUGUAUUUGUUUUCAGUCCCCAUAUAUAUUUUCCAUGUAUAAUUUACUAUUUAUAUUGUCAAUCUGUAAGGCAAAAAAAUAUGAAGAUAUAUUUUUGCAAAUGUUAAUGCACCACGUCUCAUGUUGGUGUUUCUCCCAUGUGCUUGCACACUGCUGUAUAUAGAGGAGUUGAAGAUCAAAAUCCCUGGGGAUGGGAUACUUUUCUGUACAAAGACUUUAAAUUAUCGACGGGGAUUCUCAUCGGUCUUCCUAAAGAUCUGACCUUCAAAACAGUUUGAUGUCACGACUGCCCAGACCACCCAACAAAAAACAGAAAGAACACACGGCUGCAUGAGAUCAAGACCUCUGACCUGUCUUGAGGAAAAAGUGGCAGGCUUUUUAGUGUACUGUAUUUUUAUCUCGGAGAUCUGAUACCAGAAACAUCAUCUCCAAUCAGCAAAGUUAUCUCUGCAGGGUUUCAGCAAUGACAAUACUCUUCUUUUGAUACAUGGGUUUCAUUUUUAUCAUGAGUGGAAUCUAAACUCGAGAUCUGCUGUGGGACUUUCUUUUUGAAAAAAAAGUAAAAAAACAAAGUUACACUGAUGUCAGCUUAUCUGAAGCUUUACGUUACAUGUGCAGUUUCUAAUGUAGGGGAUGUCCCUACACACCCACUCAUGCAUUUAAACUGGUUUGAAAUUACUGAAGAAGUGAAAUGCCGUAGAUUAGAGCACAUAGGACAGUGAUUAAGGCAGCAGAGUGAUGUAGGACAUAGGUCUUUAUGUUCUUGGGUUGAGCAAUAUCGACCCACCUGAAGUAUUCUUUUGCAACACACUGAAUCCCUACAAGCUCUGCACACCUUUCUCCAUUAAAGGAAAACUGGUUUAUUAUCACUGGGACCUUAUUUUAGUAGAUUUGGACACUGGUUCAACUAGUUAUGAUUGUACUCACCUAGUUAAUUGCUGAGAUCUGGGAAAGCGGCAGCAUUGCACACCAGACACCAUUUUAUUCAAUAAAAUGUUAUUGAAGAAUAAGGAAGGAAAAAAAAUCUCUCAAAGCAGUUAUUAAGCUUGAUAGCUCAUUAGCUUAGCUCUGACACUAACAAGACAAUAGGUUAACACAGUUUGGUUAAAAGAUGUAUUUAUACUGUCGGCUUCUGUCUGCAAACCACUUCCCUUUUGUAAAGCAGUUUUUACACCUCCAUUUUGGGUUUUCUGGCUUUCCAUUAACAAGAGGCAGAGGCAGUACUUUACACAGCAGAGGCCACAUUUUUAAGUAAUGAACCUAAAUCACACAAGACGAGAUAUCCAACGAAGGUUGAGGUCAAGGGCAACUGGACUUGGUCGUUUCAUCCCUCAUCCAAGAGACUUCUUCAGUUCUGAACUGAAGAAGAACUCAAGAAGUCUCUUGGAUGAGGGACGAAACGUCUUCUAGUAUCUUCAACCAAGUCCAGAUGCCCUUGACCUCAACUUUCAUUUGAAAACCUGGAUGACUGAGAACCUUCACAGACACAAGACAAGAUGCCUCGGGAUUUGUUUGAUUCAGCUCAGCAGGUGACGUUGAUUGAUUGAUCCAACCAUACUUUCGCGUUGCAGCAAUUAAUCAGUAAAGCAUGUUACAAUGUCGGGAAUAAAAAAAUUUGUACAAAAUGGAAAAGUUAAAGCAAAGGGCUUAGUCACAGUCAUGAUGGGGUAUGAGAGCAAAACAUUAUCCACUGCACUGCUGGUCAGGCACAAGGCUGAAAUUAAGAGCUGUCUGUAAGAGCUUUGCCUCAUACUGUCGCUGAAAAGGGUUUUUCUUUUCUUUGAGGGGGCGGCAGCACCUACGACCUCUGCUAACCAGUUCCUGGGGGAAUCCCUCGAAACUAUUCAGAAUUCCACAAGAAAAGGGUGACAUUCAAAAGUACUUUGAAAAAUAUUCAUACUACUUCAACAGAAUUUAGAUUUUCUAAUAUCUAAUACCCCAUUAAUCAUAUUCAAACAAUUAACUUGGUGAAUACAAUGUUAUUGUAAGUGAUAGAACCGAGUUGAAAUGAACUGGAACUAUCCUUUAAAGAAAUGCGUCCUGAGGUGUACAAUAAAAAUUUCAAUGUAGUACGGAGAUACUUGACCAUUAAAACGAAGAGGGCUUCAA
Micropterus salmoides (largemouth bass) is the source of this 5420-nucleotide messenger RNA. RefSeq names its product TBK1 binding protein 1 (gene tbkbp1). The transcript has 10 exons. NCBI's taxonomy places the organism in Eukaryota, Metazoa, Chordata, Actinopteri, Centrarchiformes, Centrarchidae. The record is from RefSeq and is a predicted model, not a curated record. Gene Ontology annotation, cellular component: cytoplasm. Gene Ontology annotation, biological process: canonical NF-kappaB signal transduction. Bases 299 to 2218 code for a protein of 639 amino acids.